AUUUGAGACUUCGCAGCAGUGAAAUGCACGAAAACAUACUUCAAAAAUUAGUGAAAUUCGGGACUUUGCGUUCGUGUUUUGUUUGUCAAUUAGUAAAGUUUUUGUGUUGCCUUACCCUUUAAGGUGUCUUUGUCAUUGACUACUUGUCCUGCGGAAGUAAAGCUUGGAUCACUAUGAAACAAUAAAACUAAAUUAAAAAGUUGUACAUUAUUAACGAUUAAUUGCUUGACGAAUUGCCCUGCAUGCAUAUUUAGCACUUUCGUAGUUGUAAUGCGGAAACGUAGUGGCUUGACAAUAAACUGUAGUAUGUAUGGACGACCAUUUUUUUAAAAUUGAUAAUACGGAAAAUUUAUAAAACCGUCGAAUGAAACAGUAUGAAAUCCCUCUGGCUGUUCUUCGCGCGGGUCACUUAAUUACCCAGCCUUUUGCAGCAGAACAGAACCAGUGACAGUUAGUAAAUGAUAGUGUUCUUGUCUAUGUCCCCUUAAAGACCAACGCUUUGUCUCACACACUUGUGACAAUAGCUGAGCAGGGGUCACUUAACAGCUUGGUGUCUAUGCUAAUGACUGACAGGGGAGAUGGCAGCACGUGAAAAAAAGCCAGCUGCAAGCAAACAGUUGGGAAACCGUAGAGAUGCUGACAGUAGCAAAACGUCGUUGACAGUUUCGACUAUAAAGAAAUUUAAUAGUUUGGCUGAUGCAAAGAAGGAUCUGCUGAAGCUAUCGGAGGAUGUAGCUUCAGCCACAAAGAAACCAAUACCUGGAGCAUUCGUACGGCGGAGGAAAAACUCUGUCGCCUCUGUUGCUGCUUCGGAGCCAGGGGUCGGAACAUUGAAUUCAAAGAAUUUGCUGACAAGUUCUUCGAAGAUUAACCCCAGGGUGGUUGCUAAGAAAUCUGGCAUUGGUGGCAACAAGAUCACGCGAAUAGGUGCCGACUCUCUGGUGACCAAUGGUGUUACCUAUAAAUCGCCAUAUGGGAUGCGAUCUGAUUCCAAAGGGCUGCGUAGUGGAAAGCGUCGAGAUGGGAAAGGACUUAUAGAAUUUGGUGAACGGCCGCUCGAAUACAGUCUCAAGAAACGACGCAUAACGGUCGGUCCUACAUCAAGUGCCAGCGUACCGACUUCUGCAAAUACCACACCAUCGCAGACUCCGCCGGGAACACCAGUGGUGAAAAGUGCUCCAAACUCGGAGCCACCGCAGCAGAGUCGGCCGCGCCUGCUCUUGACUGAACUGCCCAAGACGCAACCCCUGAUAUCGUUCGAUUCCCCAUCCCAGUUCCUGCGGCGCAACAGUGACAGUGUGGGAGGCGGCUCUGCCAGCAGCCCAGCAGGCACCGAGGGUACUGACGGGGUGGGGGUGGAGGUAGACGGGCCAGACCCUGUGCUGGGGCGCGCCAUCUCGAGCAAGAUCACGGCACUGAUCAAGCGCAGCAAGGCCACCGCCAUCCUGCAGAAGUUCAGUGAGAUGCGGGCCGAGCGUAAAGCGGCCGAGGCCGCUGCCACGCAGCUGCAAGCGAAGGCCGGCGGCUGCAGCUGCAACAAGCCGGUGGACACAAAUUCCAACCUGUGUACCGAAAAUGUCAAAAUGAAGGAGGACUGUCCCAAUAAAAACAUUUCUCCUGUGUCCCGUGGCGCAGUUGCCAAAAAGACUGUAAGUGAGGGGCAGAAAACUUCAAAUUUGGUGGACCAGAAGUCAAAUGCUAAAACGGAAGGUAAAAAUGUUUCAAAGUCACCAGUGGCAGUAAAGGAAGUUAGCUCUAAAACAGAAAGUAAAGAUGUUCCAAAGACACCAACUACAGUAAAAGAAGUGACUCCUAAAACAGAAGGUAAAAAUGUUUCAAGGACACCAGGGAUAGCAAAGGAAGAAAGUGCUAAAUCAGAAGGUAGAAGCGUUUCAAAGACUCCGGUGACAGUAAAGGAAGCAAGUGCUAAAGCAGAAGGUAAAAGUGUUUCAAAGACAACGGUAGCAGUAAAAGAAGCAAGUGUUAAAGCAGAAGGUAAAGAUGUUCCAAAGACACCAAUGGUAGUGAAGGAAGCGAGUGCUAAAAUGGAGAGUAAAGGUGUUCCAAAGAAAGCGGGUGGCGGUAAAGGAAGCAAAUGUUAA
Schistocerca gregaria is the source of this 2102-nucleotide messenger RNA. Its product is annotated as nucleolar and coiled-body phosphoprotein 1-like. The coding region runs from base 579 to 2102 and encodes 507 amino acids. The transcript is spliced from 6 exons. Lineage: Eukaryota; Metazoa; Arthropoda; Insecta; Orthoptera; Acrididae. The record is from RefSeq and is a predicted model, not a curated record.